Messenger RNA from Puntigrus tetrazona (Sumatra barb), 2515 nucleotides. RefSeq lists its product as uncharacterized. Bases 582 to 1415 code for a protein of 277 amino acids. NCBI's taxonomy places the organism in Eukaryota, Metazoa, Chordata, Actinopteri, Cypriniformes, Cyprinidae. The record is from RefSeq and is a predicted model, not a curated record. The transcript is spliced from 3 exons.
CCAUCGUACUUCAAUGCAUGCAUUAAAUGAACACAAAACAGUCAUAUAAAAGAUUUAGACGUCCAGGGACGUGCAGAAAAGACGGGACGUCUUCUCAACGUCACUACACGUCUGAACGUUUCCUCGCGUGAGCGCGCACGCGCAGAUCAAAGAGAAAGUCAUCCAUUGAUCGUGUUACAGAACGCGGUUCUUUAUAACCACUUUCUUUUUGUUUGGAGCGUUUGUCACAGAGUUUCUUUUUCCGUUUCCCGUCCUCCUUGACAUGUCCGUGGAGAGUUGUGUCAACUAUCCAGAAGGAACACCAGUCCGGUGCCGCCUCCGUCCUUCACCUCACCUGGGCGGACUACAACCCUUCCGUAACGAAUAAUUCACGAGUCAGAUAACAGGAGCUCGUGCUCCUCAAAACCACGUAAGGAGAGGGGAAAAUGUGAAACUGCACGAACCCUCAGGUUGAAGUAUAACUUUGGAGCCAGGCUCGAUUGUUGAUGAUGAUCCUGCUAUGCUGAAUUUGCAGCGUGGUCCUUGCUGGUCCUGACAUGACACACGAUAAAUAACUCUUGCGUUGUUUAAUCUCAUCAACGAUGGCUUCCCCGAGAGGCCACCAUCGGCGCAGAAGCAUGGAGGAACCAGUAAACAUGUCAUCUGAUGUUAUUAAUCUCAAAGAAGAAUUGAACAGACUUCAUAAGGACGUUUUUCCAGAAUGCAACAAACAUAUGGAGAAAAUGAGUGAUCUUCUCAAUGAGCUUGAUAAUGGUUUCAAACCUGCUAUUUUUGCCCUCAGAGGAGCUGUAAUAACUGGAGGAAUCGCAGUGGUGUUUGCUGUAUUAUCUUUCUUUGUAUACGACGACGACGUUUCAUUGAUUUUGGCUUCAGCGGGUGCAGCUAUGGCUGUAUUUGCUGUAUUAUGUCUCGCUGUCGGGCGAUCGAGGACAACACAGCAGGAGAAGAACAUAAAACAAAUGAUUGAAGUGGAACUUAAGGCGUUUCUGGAUAAAAUGAACCGUUUUAUUGACGUAAUGGAAAGAAUCUGUCGACGCACUGAAGAAAUACUGAGAGACCCUUCUCUGUCAGGUCACAAAACCCAGGCCUUAAGCGAACAUUUUGCCUACAGCUUUGAAAAAAGGCUCUUCCAGGAACAUGAGAGUAAAGUAGAUGACCGGAUGACUAAAAUCGCGCUGUUGUCCGGAAAGCUUUCAGAAAUGAUCGCCAAGGUCAGUUCCGUGCCUGACCUCCUCAAAGAGAUCAUCGAAGACCGCAAGAGGCAGCGUGACCAACCUGCAAAGCCCACUCGUGAGUUUAAGGAGAAAGCAGAAAAAAUCAUUGAUGAUAUGAGGAAAGGAAUCCGCGAUUUAAAAAAACAGAGUAAAAGAAGUCAACCAAACAGCGGAGAGAAUGUUCAAUCGUUUGAGUUCUGAGACCCGGCUGAUGGAGGACGACCCAACCAGUAACCAAUAAUCACAGCACGGUAUUGAAUCAUUUCCUAACAAUUAAUGUGAACACAUUUUGAUCAAAAGUAGUAGAAGUUAUGUCAGGUUUAUACAAAAGCUUACAUUAAGCAAAUUCUUGUCUUUAGCAUACAAAACUAAAAAUAAUAUUUUUAUAACAUAAGGAAAAAUCUGUAAAAAAAAAAAAAAAUGUAUAUUAUGGACAUUUAGGGCAUUAACCUUAUUCUAGAAAGACAUUCCCUAAAGAAAUGAGCCACAGUUCACAGAAAGAACAAGAUGCAUGUCACUCUUAAAUUUCUGCAAAAACAUCUUGACAGGAUGAGACGCGUCUCACCGAAUUUACUUCUUCUUGCUCAAAUACAUACAGAAUCAUGUCAACAUACUUGUAUUGGAGAGCAUGUCUUAAGUGAGAGUAAUCUGUGGAGAAAGAAUUGUCUCUUAAAGUGACCGUGCUGCUUAAUGUUAAUCCAAGAAAAUCCCUCGCUGCUCUUGACUGAAUUACUCUGUAGUUUUGACCAGAAUUACUCCUACAGACUGAACAAAAGGAAGCAUUUCUUGCUAACUGUCCAACAAAGUAUUAAUAGUUGUCUAUAUUGUGGGUCUACACUUUCGGUUGAUUGUAGUCCAUUACAUACAUGAAUUUGUUCUUGUUCUUGUCAUAUUUCAUGACCAUUUUCUGAACUAUAUAUAGCAAAUAAAUGGUGAUAUUGUGAGGAACGUUGAAGGUGUCUGAAUAAAUAGUGGCCUGACUGUGUAUUUCAUUGUCCCAGUGAAGACCACGCAGUGCUAUUUUAGAUUUGAUUAUUUAUUUUCCCGGUCACCUAGAAACAUGAAAUACAUAUUAAACUAUUUCAAACAGGGCCCACAAGCCACGGCCCUGAGGGUCCGUCACUUGAUUCAGUUCCACUUUGGGGUUAAGAGGUGUUUAUUUAUUGAUUGUUUGGCGCCCGGAUAACGCAUUGAUCUUAAGUACUAUACAUUCUGUUAUCUCCAUUCUGUAUGGAUGGGGUGAUUGAUUUGUUGGGGACACUUAACUUAGAUAAUCUCUGCAUUUAAUAACAAAUUGUUCA